Molecule: messenger RNA, 1408 nt
Organism: Morus notabilis
Lineage: Eukaryota; Viridiplantae; Streptophyta; Magnoliopsida; Rosales; Moraceae
Product: RHOMBOID-like protein 2
Exons: 5
Coding region: 210-1187 (325 amino acids)
Biological process (GO): proteolysis
Cellular component (GO): membrane
Molecular function (GO): serine-type endopeptidase activity
Source: RefSeq, a predicted model, not a curated record
AAAAAAAAAAAAAACUCCUCUUCUCUCUUCUUUUUCUUCUUCUGCUCUCGUUGAUCCUUCUUCUUCCUUAGUUCAGACUCUUCUACUUCCUUCCAAGCCACUUCUCAAUCUCUGUCCUCCAUUUUUUCUCUUCUGGGUCUCGCUAAUUUUCCAUACCCAAGUAUAAGAAAGCUCGGAAAUUUGGCUCAAACCGAAAAGAAAGAGAACCAAUGGCUAGCCAAGAUCUGGAGCGAGGAGGUACAAAGAGUAGAAACAAUUACGCAUCUGGAAACUACUCGAAUCCGUACUAUGUGGAGACCUCGGAGCAUCAAUGGACUUCUUGGUUGGUUCCGAUGUUCGUCGUGGCUAACAUAGCUGUUUUUAUUGUGGCCAUGUAUAUCAAUAAUUGCCCAAAAAACAAUUCUGGGUUUGAAGGGGAUUGUGUGGCCAAGUUUCUUGGAAGGCUUUCGUUUCAGCCUCUGAAGGAGAACCCUCUCUUUGGCCCUUCAUCUUCUACAUUGGAAAAGUUGGGAGCUUUGGAGUGGCGCAAAGUUGUAGAUAGGAAUCAAGGGUGGAGACUCAUCACUUGUAUCUGGUUGCAUGCUGGUGUCAUUCAUUUGCUUGCCAACAUGUUGAGCCUGGUCUUCAUUGGGAUUCGUCUUGAACAACAAUUUGGAUUUGUGCGAGUGGGCCUAAUAUACCUAAUAUCGGGUUUAGGCGGAAGCAUUUUGUCUUCCCUCUUUAUUCAGCGCAAUAUCUCUGUUGGUGCUUCUGGUGCACUUUUUGGACUUCUUGGAGCUAUGUUGUCCGAGCUCUUAACUAACUGGACUAUUUAUACCAAUAAGGCUGCAGCUCUAUUUACACUUAUCGUUAUCAUCGCCAUCAACUUAGCAGUUGGAAUUCUGCCCCACGUCGACAAUUUCGCUCAUAUUGGAGGAUUUUUGACUGGCUUUCUACUCGGCUUCGUUUUGCUUAUCCGUCCUCAAUUCGGAUAUAUCGAGAGCAGGCAUCAUCCAGCAAAUUCUCAUGUAAAAUCCAAGCACAAGGCUUAUCAGUACAUUCUUUUGUUGGCUGCGGUCGCACUACUAAUUGUUGGAUUUACACUUGGGUUGGUGAUGCUGUUCAAAGGAGAAAAUGGAAACAAGCAUUGCAGUUGGUGUCAUUACCUAAGUUGUGUGCCUACCUCUAAAUGGAGAUGUGGAAAUUGAGGGGACUCGCUCCAUAUUUUGCUCCAAUUCAUACAUAUUGUCAUUUGAUUCUUUUAAAAAAAAAAAAAAAAAAACUUUUAUUUGUAGUUAAUUUUUAAUAUUGUUAUUCUAUUGGGAUGUUUUUGUCUACAUGUAUAGUUUUACAGAACAUAUGCUACGACGUUUGGAGAUCCCGUUAUUUAAAGAGUACACAGAAAGCAUAUGGUUAUUUCAAUACAAAA